Messenger RNA from Pantherophis guttatus, 3195 nucleotides. RefSeq names its product JNK1/MAPK8 associated membrane protein (gene JKAMP). Gene Ontology annotation, molecular function: ubiquitin protein ligase binding. Gene Ontology annotation, biological process: response to unfolded protein; ERAD pathway. Gene Ontology annotation, cellular component: membrane. NCBI's taxonomy places the organism in Eukaryota, Metazoa, Chordata, Lepidosauria, Squamata, Colubridae. The record is from RefSeq and is a predicted model, not a curated record.
GAGAAUGUUAAUUUUCAAUCAGAAUAGAGCUGGAAGGGACCUUGGUGGUCUUCUAGUCCAGCCCUGCGCUCAAGCAGGAGAGACUAUUAUUAUUUCAGGCAGGCGACUGUUCAAAGAAAGGCAAAGCCUCGUCUGCGCAGUUGUAUCGUUGGGGAAUUCUGAGAGUUGAUUUCCACGGAUCUUAAAAAGUUGUUAAGGUUUAGAAACAACAUAUCAAAAAACGAGAGAUCCAAGAUUAUAAAUCUCCCUUUCCAAAUACCAAAAACUACUAUAAUCAUUUUUGCUCAACCCUAUAGCCUCUGUCAGGCCAUAGUUCUUUAUAUCCUAAUGUUAGCUGUUUAUUAUAAUCCUAAUGUUAGCUGUAUACCGUAAUUUAAAAAUACAUUCACAUUUUCUUUAGAAUUGCAUUGGUCUUAAUCACCCAGGUUUAUGGAUAUUGCACCAAAGCAGGACAAUGGAGAAGAAGUCCAUAUUUUAAGGCAGGUGUACAGUUGCAGCUUGACCUGUUGCCAGAAUUGUCACUCUGCUUCCUGGCACAGGAGCAGAUAACAUCCUUCUCUUUGGACUUCAACCCAUUGCAAAUGCACUUUGGACAUAUAUUUUCCAUACCCAUCAGAAUGGAUGGUCUCUAUCAUUUUCUUUCAUUCUAGCAGCAGUCCCAACUCUUAUUUGCUGCAGCGCUCAGGAAACUCCAAAAGGUUCCUGUCUCAGCCAGACCCUUUCUGCUAUUUCUGCUGGUUGGGAGUUGGUAUUUUAUUUUUAUAAUCUUGUAGUUGAUCUAACAAGUUAAUGAACUAUUAUCAACUGUAGAGAUUUGUGAUGCAUUCAUUUCCUACAUCUCCCAUUGGGCACUCAUUUGGCUGGGUAAAGACUUAUUCCUUAAUCCUGUGGAUAAUAUCAUAUUGUUGAAAUUGAUUCAGAUAGUUCCCAGUAUUUUCGUUUUAUACAUUAUUGUGUGUCAAGCCAAUAAGGGGAAUUAGGUUCCUGUUUAGCAAUCAUAAACAUGUUAUGUCAUUCUGCAUGUAAUGUAGGUCAUCUUGCAUAUUGCAUGCUAAAAAAUUUAUAAUUGGCCUAAAAAUAUUCUUUUCAUGGAGCAUAAACCAUAAAAAGCCAGUGCAUCUAAGUGUCCCAAAAGAGCAGUGCACUUUCAGAAUGUUCAUUUAUGUUUAAAAAUCCUUCUAAUUCUUGUUGCAUGUUUAAUAAAAAAGGUUCUUUAUUAAAUCACAUUAUAACACAAGACCUGACUGAUAUGACAAGAUAUGGCAACAAAACAACAUCUUUCUGAUAUCCAUCCAUAAUUCCUAGCUGCUGGCAUAGAUUGUUGGAGAACAUAAAUUAGUUAGAUAGAUUAUACUUGAACUAAAUAGACAUUACUAAAUAGAUAGCCUAGAUAACCUAGACUACACUAGACUAAACUAAACUAGAUAAAACUAGACUAAUUUAAAAACUUUCAAAUAUUCUAACUUUACGAAACUAAAUUUUACAGAUCUAGACUAGAGAAAAUUGGCUGAUGUUGAUUUUCCAACUAUUUCAUAUAUUUAAGGGAAUGCGUCUUCAUUAUUUCUAGCUCUACGGGCAAAAAGAGUUCUGCGUCUUGGCUCGGGCAUUUCCGUCCUAUAGGGUUAAAUUCCCCCCAACGCAGGAAGUGAGCAUCAUCACAUGACCUGGGAGGCGGAACACAAAUAACAGUUGUGGGUUUGGCUUCUCCGCCUACUUAAGGGCAAGCAGAUAAUCGAAUCAGCAAGAGGUUGCUGCAUCUGAGUCGGCAGCUGAUUGGCUGGAUUUUUGAGUGCUGUCAAAAUCCCGAGUCUUUGUUGUACUUCCGUCGUGGCCGUACUGCAGCAAGAUGGUUGUAGAAAUUCAGCCAGACUGCCUUGGACUUUAUUGUGGAAGAACACUGGAAAUUAUAAAUGGAACUGAAAUUCAUGGCGAUUGUGGGGUAUGUCCCAGAGGACAAAGAAGUGAUGCCCAUAAAAUCUGCCGUGAAUGUACGGGCUCUCCAGAACGCUAUGAUUGGCUUUAUCUUGGCUUUAUGGCAAUGCUACCUCUCAUUCUGCAUUGGUUCUUCAUUGAAUGGUAUUCAGGGAAAAAGAGUUCCAGUGCUCUUUUCCAGCACAUCACUGCUUUAAUUGAAUGUAGUGUGGCAGCAAUUGUUACCCUGCUUGUAAGUGACCCCAUGGGCUCCCUGUACCUCCACUCAUGCAGAGUGAUGAUGCUUUCUGACUGGUAUACCAUGCUUUAUAAUCCAAGUCCUGAUUAUGUUACCACCAUUCACUGUACCCACGAAGCUGUCUAUCCUCUCUACACCAUUGUAUUCAUAUACUACGCAUUCUGUUUAGUGUUGAUGAUGAUGCUUCGUCCUCUGCUGGUAAAGAAAAUUGCUUGUGGGCUGGGAAAGUCAGAUAGAUUUAAGAGCAUUUACGCAGCUCUUUACUUUUUCCCAAUUCUGACUGUGCUUCAGGCUGUUGGAGGUGGCUUGCUCUACUAUGCUUUCCCAUAUAUCAUCAUAGUGUUAUCUCUUGUUACCCUGGUUGUCUAUCUGUCAGCUUCUGAAGUAGAAACUUUCAAAGAUCUGCUUGUCAGGAAGAAAAGGCUUAUCGUUCUGUUUAGCCAUUGGCUGCUGCAUGCCUACGGAAUUAUCUCCAUUUCCAAACUGAGCAACAUUUACCAGGACUUGCCUUUGCUGGCCUUGGUGCCUGCACCAGCUCUUUUUUAUUUGCUAACUGCAAAGUACACCGAGCCAUCCCGAAUAUUAUCCGAGGGAGCAAAUGGACGUUAAUUGUAACUAAUAACAGUCUGGGUAAGAAAGAUAUACAAGAGAGUCAGUCUUCUUGGUAAGAUGUCCUUACUUUAGUUAUUAGUUUGCUAUGGAUCAACUUUCAAGUAAAGCUUUUCUUUUUUUGAGAAUCAAAACUGGACAACUCUGUACCAACUAGAAGGCAAAUUUUCUAAACAGUGUGGAUACCCAGUACAUGUAAUGCCUUAAGACUCUUAUCAGCUGACGAAGUCCUUGAUUUUAGCAGUUAAGUCUCUAGGCUUGUCCUGUAUAUCUGUUUUACAUUUGUCUGUUAUGUGUGAAUAAUUUGUACAGCAUACUUGAAAAUAGUGUUAUUUAUUGAUUUCACAGCACAGUAUUUUCUCACAUGUUUGAAUCUGUAUUCAUAGAAGAAUAAAAGAUUCAGUAUUCUAACUUCA